CUGUGGAUCCUGUGGGCGGUGCCUCGGGGCGCUGAGGCCGUUCGCUUCUGUGGAAACGGCUGGUGGGAUUCGCGGUGCCUGGGCUUUAGGGGAGAGAUUCGUUGAGAGAAACGUCUCUGUGCGGAGAGAAAAUGAGUUUAGCUCUGAGAAGUGAGUUUGUAGUAGACAAAACAAAGAGGAAGAAAAGAAGAGAACUUUCUGAGGAACAGAGACAGGAGAUUAAAGAUGCUUUUGAAUUAUUUGACACGGACAAAGAUGAUGCGAUCGAUUACCAUGAGCUGAAGGUGGCAAUGAGAGCCUUGGGGUUUGAUGUGAAAAAAGCUGAUGUAUUGAAGAUUCUUAAAGAUUAUGACCGAGAAGCCACUGGGAAAAUCACCUUUGAAGAUUUUAAUGAAGUUGUGACAGACUGGAUAUUGGAAAGAGAUCCACAUGAAGAAAUCCUGAAGGCAUUUAAACUAUUUGAUGAUGAUGAUUCAGGAAAAAUCAGCUUGAGAAAUUUGCGUCGUGUUGCCAGAGAACUGGGUGAAAACAUGAGUGAUGAAGAACUUCGAGCCAUGAUAGAGGAAUUUGAUAAAGAUGGUGAUGGAGAAAUAAACCAAGAGGAGUUCAUUGCUAUUAUGACGGGUGACAUUUAAAGAAUGAUAAGGAUAAACACUUGAAAAUGUUGCAGUCACCAUCUUAAAUACUAUAUCUGUGCCUGGAGCCACUUUUUAAAAACUUGUUUUUCUUUCCCCACCUUUUUUCCCCAAAAGGUCCCAAGAAUAAGCAGUUUUAUAUACCUGUGUGUUUUAUUGCUGUUGAAUUUUGUUAUAUGAACAUUGUUGAUAUGCAAAUAGUUUAGCUUUGUGUUUACAAUAUAGCUUUCAUAAAAAGUUUUGGAAGAUCAAAUCAUGUGGUACCUAUUCUUUGAGAUUUUUAAAUUUGGUAUCAGUCACUUAUUUUGUGAACACAGUUUUCAGCCUUCUAUUAACAAAGUGUUUAUUUUGUUAGUAUUUUAAAACUUGGUUAAUUUUCUGUCCUAUUUUUAAUGUCUAAUGUCUGCUAAUGCCCCGAUUUUAAAAAUCUUUUCUCUCGCUUUUACUGGAUAAUGAAACAAAAAUUGAAAUACAACUGUCAAUAGAGUGGUUCCUUUUUUCACUAAGAUUUAAUCAGUUUGGAUAAUUUAUGUUUCUGUACAAGAUGCCUCUAUGGGUCUAAUUUAUUUUUGUAUGAUUCACAUCUUUCAGUUUGGAAGAAGCGGUGUGAAUGUAGACCUGUGUAUUCUCACACAUCAUGCCCCUUCAUUCCUCUGCUGGCUCUUCCUGGUAGGACAGGUGAAUCUGAAGAGUUCCGUCUUAAACCAAUUGAGUGGAUACAACUGAGAUCAUUUCACUUCUUGAUAGAAUUAAAGACUUAACUUUUGGAAUCUU
Ochotona curzoniae (black-lipped pika) is the source of this 1409-nucleotide messenger RNA. It is a transcript of the gene CETN3, whose product is annotated as centrin 3. The coding region runs from base 132 to 635 and encodes 167 amino acids. Lineage: Eukaryota; Metazoa; Chordata; Mammalia; Lagomorpha; Ochotonidae. The record is from RefSeq and is a predicted model, not a curated record. The transcript is spliced from 5 exons. Gene Ontology annotation, cellular component: microtubule organizing center. Gene Ontology annotation, molecular function: microtubule binding; calcium ion binding. Gene Ontology annotation, biological process: spindle pole body duplication.